Molecule: messenger RNA, 165 nt
Organism: Bipolaris zeicola 26-R-13
Lineage: Eukaryota; Fungi; Ascomycota; Dothideomycetes; Pleosporales; Pleosporaceae
Exons: 1
Coding region: 1-165 (54 amino acids)
Source: RefSeq, a predicted model, not a curated record
AUGCCACAGAUUGUCAAGUUAUUGUCUUGCAGACGGAGAUCUUUUCUCGAACGAAAUUCUCAGGCGAUAGUUGCAGUCGAAAAAUCUAGAAAAGGGUCGGCCCUGUUUGUGGUGCAGUGUGCGGAGCCAGUUCAUGUUGUACCUGGCAGCGGGUACUGGCCCUAG